UUAAUUCGCCGGGUUGUUCCGUGUCAAUGUCACGGCAUAAAUACUUUAUUGUGACGUUUUGUUGUAUGGUGCAAUUCCGUGUGUGACCGCAUAGAUUAGCUCUGUCACAUUAUCUACGGAGCUUUGAUGCUAUUAAAGUUGGUGGCGCUGAGCGCGUGUAUCGAAAAAGCUUAUAAUUGCUUGUUUCUUUGUUACGAUUGUCAUGUUUAACAUUUCCGAAUUGGAAAUAAUCUCGUUGGAGCAGCUCGAUUCGAAGUAUGGCUAAGACCAAAACAAUUAGCAAAGGAUGCCCCAAAUGCGAACAGCAGGUACCUGUUGCCUGCAAAGCUUGUCCCUGUGGACAUUCCUUCUUCAAUGCUCGACGCAAUUCUAUCAAAAGCCCUCCUAGCCCUGAUGGUGGAGUAAUGAAGACAAGAAGAACGAAUCGAAUUAAACGGGAGAAACCAAAUUAUUAUGAUGCUUUGGAAUACGACAAACAAAUGAAGAAAAGUGCUAAGAUCAGGCGGACCACUGACAAUACAAAUGAUAUUGAUUGUCGACAGUUAAAUAAGAAGAAGAAACGAAAAGGGAAAGGGAAGGGCAAAAGUGGCAGUAACAGUGGUAUGGGUGAUGAUGAUGAUGAAAUGGAUGGAAUCAAUGGAUUAUCUCCAGAAAAGCAACUUACUUGUUCUCUUAUAUUGCAAGAAUUAAAUAACAAGAUGAGAGUGGUAGCCUGGAAGCCUACGUGAAGUCUAUGCAAUAUAGAUAUAUAUUUAUCUUUGACGAUCUCAAUGACUAUUAAUCUGAUGUGAUUAUUUUGCUAUAUGUGAUGAUGAUGUGCAAAUGGAAGAGUUCAUUAUGUGUGCAUUGAUCUAUGAAAAUUUAAGUUACCAAACUUAUAUAAAUUUGAGUAUCUAUACUGAAAUAACUGCCAUAAUAGGCUCUCUCUCCAAUUGGUGAUAAUUUAUGUCAUCCUUAUGAAUUUAUUUUUUUUUUUAUUAUGAUUAAGAAUAUUGUUAUUUUCAAAGUAUCUGCAUAUGAAAUGAACUUAUAACCUUAGAUUAUAUAUCCUAUUUGUAUUCCAUAUUCCACAUUUAGCGCUAAAUACAAUUAUCUAACACUUGAAAUUAUUUUUUAAAUUAUAUUUGGCAGGAAAGUCUUAGAUAAUACUGAACAAUCGGAUUUAUAAUCAAACUGCCAUAUAUAUAUAGCGCUCAAUGUAGAAUAUAAAUACUAACUUUAAUAUGAACAAAAUCUUUCGAGAUUAUUUAUAGCAAUCAUUAUAUUUAUAUAUAUCUUUUGAAGAUUAAAAGACGAAAUACGUAAAAGUAA
Pogonomyrmex barbatus (red harvester ant) is the source of this 1311-nucleotide messenger RNA. RefSeq lists its product as uncharacterized. Lineage: Eukaryota; Metazoa; Arthropoda; Insecta; Hymenoptera; Formicidae. The record is from RefSeq and is a predicted model, not a curated record.